AUGUCUUCGCGAUUCUUUCACGGCGGAGACUCCGACAGCGAGAGCAGCUCCUCUGAGGAGGAAGAACUCUACAGUGAUCGCGAAGAAAAUGAAGAAGAAUCCGAAGAGGAAGAUGAAGAAGAGGAGGAGUCCUCCGAAGAGUCCUCCGAAGAUGAAGGUCGUGGAAUGGGUGCUAGCCGAUUCUUGAAGCCUUCAGGACCAGGUGGCGACGAGAGCGAUGAGAGCGAGGAUGAAGAUCGCGAAAGAGUGGUCAAGAGUGCAAAGGACAAGCGAUUCGAGGAACUGGAAGGCACAAUCAAGUUGAUUGAAAAUGCCGAAAAGAUCAACGACUGGGCAGUUAUUUCGACUGAAUUUGAUAAAAUGAACCGCCAGGUUGUCAAGGUCACCCAGCAAGGUGUCACUCCCAAAAUCUACAUCAAGAUGGUUGCCGACCUCGAAGAUAUGAUCAAUGAAACCAAUGACAAGCAGAAGUCUGGAGCCAAGAAGAUGAAUCCGAUCAAUGCCAAAGGUUUCAACGCCAUGAAGCAGAAGAUCCGGAAGAACAACAAGGAAUAUGUGACCGAGGUGGAGAAAUAUCGCGAGAACAAGGACGAGUACAUGGAAUCCGACGAGGAAGAACCUUUGGAGGCGGAACAGAAGACUCGUAAGAGCAAAGUUCAAAAAUUAGACGCCCUUGAAGCAGCCAUUGAUGAAGAAGGCUUUGCAACCGUCGGCAGAGGUGGAAAGGCCCUUGUAUACACACCAGAAUCCAUUCUCAAACACCUGCGGACCAUCAUUGAAUCUCGAGGGAAGAAGAACACCGAUCGAACCGAACAAAUCCGUAUCAUGGAGAAGCUCCUGGAAGUUGCCAACACUCCAUACCAACGAAUUCGAGUUCUCCUGACAUUGAUUUCCGCGAGAUUCGACGUCACCACUUCCUCUAUUCAGAACCACAUGUCACAGGAAUCUUGGAGAGCUGCGGAGCGAGAAUUUGCGUCUCUGCUACAGACGUUGGAGGACGAGCCCACCUACAUCGUAACUGAGGGAGCCGAAGAAUGGGAGGAUGAUGAGAAAGCACCUAACCCUGCCGCGGGCGAGACUUUCAAAGUCCCCGGCAGCAUUGUGUCCCUUGUGGAGAGACUGGAUGACGAAUUGACCCGUUCUUUGCAACAGACCGACCCUCACACCGCCGAAUACAUCGAUAGACUGGGAGACGAACAGCUUUUGUACACUGACAUCGUGCGAACCCUCAUCUAUAUUGAGACCAUUAACAAGAAACUGGAGAAGACGGAAAGCGGGCAAGACAACAUGAACAGAACCACGAUCCGACGGCUGGAACACAUCUACUUCAAGCCUAUUCAAGUGGUGAAAAUACUUGAAGAGAAGACAUGGAAUGCUAUCCCCCCAACACUGAACUCCGACCUUACUCCACGAGGCAAAUACGCCGAAGUAGCACCUCUGGUACGGACCCUUUGCAACCAUUUGUUCGAGUACAGUGAAGGCAUCAUCAGAGCACGCGCCAUGCUCUGCGAGAUCUACUUCCUGGCAUUGCAAGAUGAUUACUAUCGAGCCAGAGAUCUCGCCCUCAUGAGCCAUCUCACCGAGAACAUCUCAUCCUUUGACGUCAGCACUCAAAUCCUCUUCAACCGCACCCUCGUCCAAAUUGGCCUUUGUGCAUUCCGGGCUGGACUUUGCUAUGAGGCCCAAGGUGUAUUACAGGAGAUUUGCGGCUCAGGCCGACAGAAAGAACUUCUCGCUCAGGGCGUGAUCAUGCAAAGGUAUUCUACCGUCACACCGGAGCAAGAACGACUUGAACGGCAACGUCAACUGCCAUUCCACAUGCACAUCAAUCUCGAACUGUUGGAGUGUGUCUAUCUCACUUGCAGCAUGUUGCUCGAAAUCCCUCUAUUGGCCCAAACAGGUUCCUCUCCCGACGUCCGCAAAAGGGUCAUCUCCAAGACUUUCCGCCGCAUGCUUGAAUACACCGAACGACAAGUCUUCCAAGGCCCUCCUGAAAAUACUCGCGAUCAUGUGAUGCAAGCCGCCAAGGCUCUCGCUCAGGGAGACUGGAAGAAGUGCCAGGAACUCAUCAGCAAGAUUGGCAUCUGGGAUCUGCUAGGCAGUGACAAGGACAAGAUCAAGGCGAUGCUCGCGGAACAGAUCCAAGAAGAAGGCCUACGGACAUACUUGUUCACCUACGCGCCGUACUACGAUACUCUGUCCAUCACCACGCUGUCCGGCAUGUUCGACUUGGAUACCAAGAAGAUCGCGGCUGUGGUUUCCAAGAUGAUCUCACACGAGGAGCUGGCCGCGGCUCUGGACCAAGUCAACGACGCAAUCGUGUUCCGUAAGGGCGUCGAGCUUUCACGCUUGCAGAGUCAAAUCAUUACUCUCUCUGAGAAGGCCAUGGGUAUUCUUGAGUCGAAUGAGAAGGUCCUCGAGACCAGGACCGCAGGGAUGGUCAACGCAUUCCAGCGUGAUCAGGGCCAGCGUACCGGUCGGGGAGGUCGUAGCGGUCGCACGAAUCUCCAGGGUUUACAGCGCGGACAGACAGGUCAGAGAAGACCUGGAGGCCAACAAUUCAGUGGUGGUGCACUCGGUGGAGCUAUCAAGGCUUGA
Molecule: messenger RNA, 2598 nt
Organism: Rhinocladiella mackenziei CBS 650.93
Lineage: Eukaryota; Fungi; Ascomycota; Eurotiomycetes; Chaetothyriales; Herpotrichiellaceae
Product: eukaryotic translation initiation factor 3 subunit C
Exons: 2
Coding region: 1-2598 (865 amino acids)
Biological process (GO): translational initiation
Cellular component (GO): eukaryotic translation initiation factor 3 complex
Molecular function (GO): translation initiation factor activity; RNA binding; translation initiation factor binding
Source: RefSeq, a predicted model, not a curated record